Messenger RNA from Glycine soja, 1732 nucleotides. Its product is annotated as F-box/kelch-repeat protein At5g26960. Gene Ontology annotation, molecular function: protein binding. NCBI's taxonomy places the organism in Eukaryota, Viridiplantae, Streptophyta, Magnoliopsida, Fabales, Fabaceae. Bases 100 to 1371 code for a protein of 423 amino acids. The record is from RefSeq and is a predicted model, not a curated record. The transcript has a single exon.
GUACCCCCCUUCCUCAUUGGUUCUCUCUUUCACGCACACUCACUAACGCAUUUUUUCUCUAUCUCUCUCUAUUCUUCACCCGAAACUCUCUAUUUUCUCAUGGGUUCGGAUAGAGAGAGAGAAAGCUGCAACUCUCGCCACUUCGCAUGGCUCAUGAAGUCAUGCUUCCCCAACCCAAACGACGCCGUCGCGAAACUCGCGUCACCGCCGCAAUCCCACCGUAACUCCCCUGUACCCGCAACCACCAUAUCCUCCCUCCCCGAUGACAUCGUUUUAGACUGCCUCUCCCGCGUGCCCACCUCCUCCCUCCCCGCCCUCUCCCUCGUCUGCCGCCGCUGGUCGCGCCUCCUCAGCUCCCCCGACUUCUCCGACCUCCGCCGCCACCGCCUCCUCCUCCGUCACACCGCCGUCGCCAUCGCCGGCACCAAUCUUGGCCUGUCCUCCGCCACGCUCCUCGACGGCGCGUGGCACCCCUCCCUCUUCGUCCCUUGCUACGACGCACACUCUCUAGAUAAUUUCCACUCCUUACUCGCCCACGCGCGCGCGUGCUCCGUCGGUCCGAGAAUUUACCUCGUCGGAAGAAACAACACCUUGCUAUACGACACGUGGACCGCUACGGUCUCCACCCGCGCAUCCAUGAUCUUCCCGCGCAAAAAGUUCGCCCUCGCCGCCGUCGGUGGAAAAAUCUACGUUUCCGGCGGAAGUUCUGGAACCUCCGCUGUCGAAGAAUAUGAUCCCGAGACUGACACGUGGAGCGUGGUUUGCAACGCGCCGAGGAAGAGGUAUGGCUGCCUUGGAACAUCUUUCCAAGGGGUAUUCUAUGUCAUUGGCGGGUUGAGAAUUGGCGCCACGGAACAGAAUUUACCGAAUUUGUUCCCACGUGCUUCUCGCGGAGUUGAGGCUCACGCAGCGUACGCCAGCUCGAUGGAUUUGUUCGACGUGGAGGCGCGCGUGUGGCUCCGGAGUCGGACCGUACCCGGUGGAGGCUGCGUGGUGGCGGCUUGUGCUGCGGUCGGGUGCGUGUAUGUACUCACUAGCCAUGCGGUGGAGCUUUCAUUUUGGAGUUUUCACGCCCGACGAAAAAAUCACAACAAUUAUAAUGGUAAUGAUAAUUACAAUAAUAAUGUGUUUGGAGAAUGGUGUAGGAUAAAGAGCCCGCCGCUACCGGCGCAAGUUAGAGUGGACAGUAGAAUUAGGUUUAGUUGUGUGGGAAUUGGGGAUAAGGUGAUUUUAAUUCAAAGUUUGAAUGAAGUGAGAGGAGUUAAAGAAGGGUUUGUUUUUGUUUAUGAUUGCGUCGCCGAAGAGUGGGGGAGAGGGGUGGAUUUGCCGGAGGUUUAUCGACGCGCUGCCUAUGUGGGUGUGGAAUGCUAAAUUGCGCCGUUCAUGUGGCAUCAUUGUAGUGUGACCAGCAGACAAUGGUGCGUAAGGGAUCAUAGGAUUGGGUGUACCUAAGGUUGUGGUCCCACGCAUGAGUUGGGUUAGUCUUUGGGAAUGAGCUAUUGUGAUUGGCUUGUUGUCUGAAUUUUUAUUCUUUUUAUUGAAAGAAUUAAAGAAUCAUUCACAUUUAUUGUUAAUGAAUGUAUUAUCAUUAUGCUAGGAAUCUUUAGUUUUUGUUUUUCUAGAGUUUGAAAUAUUUUUACUAUCUUGACCACCUGCAUCAGGAAGACUAUUUUGAUUCUAGUCAAGUCAUAGUCUUUUUGUGUUUUUAUUUGCUGAAGUAGAAAAUUCACAA